AUGAACGGCUGUCUGAGACGAGCCAAAGAGUGUAUAUACUGGCCCGGCAUGGAUGCGGAGAUACGAGAGUAUGUAUCUAGAUGUUCUACUUGCAGAAGCGUUGAUGUAAAGCAGCUCAAGGAGUCUUUGAUUAGUCACACUUUUCCUCUAAGACCAUGGGCAAAAGUUGGGACUGAUAUUUUUCAUUUUCAAGAUUAUGAGUACCUGAUGACUGUGGACUAUUAUAGUUCUUUUGUGGAAGACGAUUGCCUGGAAAACGUCACUUCAAAAGAAGUCAUCAAAUGCUUGAAGAGACACUUCUCACGGAAUUCGCUGAGUUUUCCAGGAAUUGGUCGUUUCAACAUACCGUCACAAGCCCAUACUUUUCCCAAUCCAAUGAUUAUAGAAAUACUCCAACUGAAUGAAGGUUUACAAUCAAGCCCUUUGCAGAGACUAACGGGAAGACGAACGAAAACGAGAUUACCAACCACAACAAGUUUGUUGAGACCUGAAAUUCAUGAUGAAUCGGAAGCUAUUAGACGACAAAAGCUAAAACAAGCACAUUACUAUAACCAGGGGAGCAAGGAUUUGCAACAAUUGAAGCCGACACAGAUAGUGAGAAUACAACCAUCUGGACAACACAAGACAUGGAGAAAAGCAAUGGUGACUAAGCAAGUGGGAAUAAGAUCGUACGAAGUUGAAACAGAGGGUGGAACUUAUUUACGACGAAAUAGAAGACAACUACGAGCUACGACUGAAGAUCACAACACCAGCACAGCUGAUCCACCAGUAACACGAAAACAAUCAGAUGCAGUGACCAAAUCUAUUCCAACUACCGAGUCUAUCAUUGCACAACCAAAACCACAAUUACAGCAGAAGCCUACCACCACCAGGAGCGGAAGAACAGCCAGACCUCCUAAGUAUUUGAAGGAUUAUGUAACAAAGUAA
Messenger RNA from Corticium candelabrum, 927 nucleotides. RefSeq lists its product as uncharacterized. Lineage: Eukaryota; Metazoa; Porifera; Homoscleromorpha; Homosclerophorida; Plakinidae. The record is from RefSeq and is a predicted model, not a curated record. The transcript has 3 exons. Bases 1 to 927 code for a protein of 308 amino acids.